This is a messenger RNA of Amphiprion ocellaris (clown anemonefish), 2613 nucleotides long. It is a transcript of the gene lhx2b, whose product is annotated as LIM homeobox 2b. Bases 920 to 2173 code for a protein of 417 amino acids. Gene Ontology annotation, cellular component: nucleus. Gene Ontology annotation, biological process: neuron differentiation; regulation of transcription by RNA polymerase II. Gene Ontology annotation, molecular function: DNA-binding transcription factor activity, RNA polymerase II-specific; RNA polymerase II transcription regulatory region sequence-specific DNA binding. NCBI's taxonomy places the organism in Eukaryota, Metazoa, Chordata, Actinopteri, Pomacentridae. The record is from RefSeq and is a predicted model, not a curated record. The transcript is spliced from 5 exons.
AACCGGGACCUGAGAAGGAGGAACGGCGGUUUUGGGCGGCCAGCAAACACUCGCCUAUCAUCAGUCAACGUAAAGCCAACUCCUCCUCUUCUGCAGUUACGCACAUGCAUGCAGCCUCUCUGGCAAAAGACAAAACACUAACUACACAGACUACUGUCAAGGAAAACUGCUUCUCCCAGACGACCGGCGGGAUUUUAUAAAGCAAAGCCUGUGUUUUGAUUUUUUGAUUCUUUUUUUUUCCAUUUUACGCUGCAAAGAAAAAGUAGUUUGAUCGACAUAAAUCAUCUGCUGUAAGCAUCAACUUGGACUGUUGAACCUGGAGGAGGGAAGAAGCCUUUCUCACGGGCUCUCUGUCAGCUUUUCUUUUUUUUUUUUUUUUGGAAAUAUAAUUUUUCUAAUGCAGUAGAAGGCUACUGCAGAGCUCCUGGCACUGCCACUUGUACAGACUUGCUAAUUGUUGAGCAGAUAAAAAGGGAGAAUUCUGCCUUUCAGACCGUCGAAAUCCUGAAACAUUUCUCCCACAUCCGAGGAGGCUUCGGUGCUGAGACCCAUGCAGCGGGGCUUUCAUAGUUGGUAUGUUUAUUCACCGUAAAUGGAAAAGAAAACAUAGAAAAAGCAUUUUUUAAUACCAUAAAAUACCAUUUCACCUGAGAGAAAACAGAUUCAGAACAGAUAAGUGGAAUCUGUGCAGUUACUAAUGAAUUAAUUAUAGCUUAUUAAUAAUGAGAGCUGCAGAAAUUCGGAUGACGGUUUCCAUUGGCAGAUGAGACGUAGUGUGGAGAACACGUGUCCAAUUCUUCGCUCAUAUUUUUUCCUCCCUGAUUUGGAUUUCUCACUCCUCGCGGCAAGAAAGGAAAACCUUUAAGAAAAAAAAAAUCGAGAAUUCUAAGUGGCAUUAUUGCGCAGGGUUUUGCCUCUGAUGGACAUAUUGGCUUACAGAUCCGAAGAGAACAGUUAUAAUAUCCUCCCCUCUGCGGCAACGAUGCUUUUCCAUGGCCUCCCUGGAGGCGACGUGCACGGUGUGGUGGAAGAAAUGGACCGGAGAGGAAAGAGCGAGUCAGCAGCCAUCAGUUCAGCCAUCGAUAUGGGAGAAUCAGAGACGUCCAUGCCGUGUAUGACCAGCGAGCGCGUGGCCCUGUGCGCGGGAUGCGGCAGGAAGAUCUCGGACCGCUACUACCUGCUGGCCGUGGACAAGCAGUGGCACAUGCGCUGCCUCAAGUGCUGCGAGUGCAAACUCAACCUGGAGUCCGAGCUCACCUGCUUCAGUAAGGACGGCAGCAUCUACUGCAAGGAGGACUACUACAGAAGAUUUUCGGUGCAGAGAUGCGCUCGGUGCCACCUGGGGAUCUCAGCCUCGGAGAUGGUGAUGCGGGCCCGGGACUUGGUCUACCACCUCAACUGUUUCACCUGCACCACCUGCAGCAAGAUGCUCACCACCGGGGACCACUUUGGCAUGAAGGACAGUCUGGUGUACUGUCGGCUGCACUUUGAGACUCUCAUCCAGGGAGAAUAUCAGACACAUUUUAACCACGCGGACGUUGUCCCGCAUAAAGGCCUCGGCCCGGCCAACACGCUCGGACUAUCCUACUUCAACGGCGUGGGGACAGUGCAGAAAGGGCGGCCCAGGAAGAGGAAAAGCCCCGGGCCGGGGGCCGAGCUGGCUGCUUAUAACGCAGCACUGAGCUGCAACGAGAACGACGGCGAGUCCAUGGACCGGGACUCCCAGUACAGCUCCAGCCAGAAGACCAAGCGCAUGCGGACGUCCUUCAAGCACCACCAGCUGAGGACCAUGAAGUCUUACUUUGCCAUCAACCACAACCCAGACGCCAAGGACCUCAAGCAGCUCGCCCAGAAGACCGGCCUCACCAAGCGGGUGUUACAGGUCUGGUUUCAAAAUGCCCGGGCGAAGUUCAGGAGGAACCUGCUGCGGCAGGAGAGCACGGGGGUGGACAAGGCGUCCGACGGCUCCACGCUGCAGGGCGGGACGCCGUCGGGUCCGGCCUCGGAGAUCUCCAACGCCUCCAUGAGCCCCUCCAGCACCCCCACCACCCUGACGGACUUGACCAACCCCACCAUGCCCACCGUCACCUCGGUGCUCACCUCGGUGCCGGGCGGCAUGGACGUCCACGAGUGCCGGAGCCCGUCACAGACCACGCUGACCAGCCUCUUCUGAUGGGCGGAGCCCCUCGCCAAGGCCCCCAAUCCUCUCACCAGCUCCUCCUCCCCCCGGGAUUUAAAGCUGAGCACUGUUCACUCCUUCAAACAUUAAAUGGAUUAGAAAAGAGAAGGAAGCAAAAAAAAAGAGAAAGAUUUCAUUUUGCUCUGAGUCCAUUAGAGACUAUUUGCAUAGUGAGGCGGCUGAGCCUUACAGAUGGAACAGUUGUUGUUAUUUUGAUGUUGUUGUCUUGUCGAGAACUGAGGAGACUUGAUUUGCAUUUUUCAAUGUUUACAGAAAGAGACUGCAGAGGGAAAAAAACUGCUUAAUUUUUGGAAAUUCAUUUUUUCCAGCACAGUAUUUAUGUUGUUGUACAAGAGUCACUGUUAGAAGGAUUGUAAAAAUUAUUUUCCUUUUGUUUUGGAAAUCUGAGAUUAAACACAGGUUACAAUAUCCUA